AUGGCCCUGACGUGGGACGGUGACAGCCCAGGACCAGCCAGGCAGGGCCUCUGGGAGCUGGGGCGGGUUGGGGGGUGUCUGCUUGGAGACCCCACCUGGGCCACUGAUGCUGAUGGAAGACGCCAGACUGCAAGGCAGAGAGGCGUGAAGCUCGACACCCCUCCGCGGUUCACACAAGGCGUCUUCAGACAUCUGCUUUCAAACCCAUCUACUUAUGCAGCCACGACUUCUCAAGCAUUUCCAGCUGGACCCGCGCUGUGUACCAAGGACAGAAUGGUGAACGGUGGGCACUGCUUUGUCCUCUCGGAGAGUCCGGUCCUGAAAAUUCCGCAGCUGGUCGUGCUUGGGAAGGGCGGGCAGUGGACAAAGAAGGGUGCCUCCGUGGUGGACGCCGCCUGCGUGUCCAGGCAGCCGGGGUCCCGCCACCUGCUCGGAUCCUGCCUGGGGCAGCUGCGGCAGGCGUGGGCUCACCCGGUGGAGGCGACUUCACGCUGCCGCGGGGACGGAGCCUCAGGGCCUGAGAAGACUGGAUCCUCACCCAGUGCCCACUUGGGCACUGUCUUCUUAAUCCUACAGGGUGGCGUGGGCAUUAUCCCCGUUUUACAGAGGAGGAAACGGAGACAGGGAGAGCGGCACCAGUCGGCCUCGAAGGCCCUUUCCAGCUUCUCCCAUCCUCCCAAGCAUCACCCACCGGACCCCGGAGGGCUCCCGAAGUCCGCUGCCACCGGACAGCCCCGCGCCCACGCCUCCUCUCCCUGGGGGCCGUCCUGCCACCCCGACGGGAUGCCCGCAGCCAUGCUCCCCUACGCUUGCGUCCUGGUGCUUUUGGGAGCCUCACCGGCCAGCACCUGCCUCACCUCCAGGCUCUUCCUGGGCCCCGUGUGGGCCCAGGUGAACGGAGGGAGCCCGGAGGCCCUCGGCUGGAGGCCGGGUCUGGAGGAGGCGGUGCCGGGUUUCAUCCGGGGCCGCCCAACCGCCCCAGCCAAAGCUCAAGAGGGCCCCCUUGUGGAAACUCCCGAGAACAGCCCCGCCCCCGCGCCCCCCGACCCACUUCAGCCACAGGCGUGGUGGGACGAAGCGCCCUGGGAAGGCCUGUUGCAGGAGCAGGGCUGGCGGGUCGAGGCGGCCGCCCCUGAGCGCAGCCUGUCGCUCCUCCUCCCUGAGGCCUCCAAGCCCUCCCCUGGCCCCGCUGCUGGCUUCACGCCUCAGCCUGACCCCACCACACGCAUCCUGAGUGAGCACCACGCCCACACUGCAGAGGCAGCCGGGAUGGCAGAGGGUAGCCGCCUGCGCUGGGGACCACACUGCCAGCAGCUCCUGCCCAGCAGAGCGCCCGUCACCGCACUGCUGCCCCCACGCCUGGACGGGCCCUGGAUCUCCACUGGCUGCGAGGUGCGCCCGGGACCCGAGUUCCUCACCCGCUCCUACACCUUCUAUCCCAGCCGCCUCUUCCGCGCCUACCAGUUUUACUACAGGGACCCCUCGUGCCGGGAGCCCGCCCACUCACUGCUCAUCAAGGGCAAGGUGCGCCUGCGCCGGGCCUCCUGGGUCACCCGGGGCGCCACCGAGGCCGACUACCACCUGCACAAGGUGGGCGUCGUCUUCCACAGCCGCAGCGCCCUGCUCGACGUGGCCGGGCGCCUGGACCAGAGCCGGGCCGGCCGGGCCUGCGCGCGCCGCCUGCCCGCCGCCCAGGCCUGGCUGCCGGGGGCCCUGUACGAGCUUCUGGGCGCCGGGGCUGAGCGGGACUGCGCGGCCGCCCUGGGCUUCACCAUGCACGAGCUCAGCCUGGUCCGCGUGCAGCGCCGCCUGCAGCCCGAGCCCCGGGACGCGCCCCGGCUGGUGGAGGAGCUCUACCUGGGGGACAUCCACACCGACCGGGCCGAGAGGCGGCACUACCGGCCCACCGGCUACCAGCGCCCGCUGCAGAGCGCCCUGCACCACGCCCGCCCCUGCCCGGCCUGCAGCCUCAUCGCCCACUCCGACGAGCACCACCCGCCCGUGCUGCCCCGCCAGGCGGCCCUGCCCCUGCGCCUGGGCGGCCGCUGGGUCAGCCCCGGGUGCGAGGUGCGCCCUGCCGUGCUCUUCCUCACCAGGGUGUUCACCUUCCACGGGCACAACCGCUCCUGGGAAGGGUAUUACCACCACUUCUCGGACCCCACCUGCCGGCAGCCCACCUUCACCGUUUACGCAGCCGGCCGCUACACCAAGGGCACGCCGUCUGCCAGGGUUCGUGGCGGCACCGAGCUGGUGUUCCAGGUCACGCGAGCCCGCGUCACCCCCAUGGACCGGGUCACCACGGCCAUGCUCAACUUCUCCGAGCCGAGCAGCUGUGGCGGCCCGGGGGCCUGGUACCUGGGAGCCGAGCGGGACGUCACGGCCACCAACGGGUGCCUGCCGCUGGGCAUCAGGCUCCCCCACGUGGAGUACGAGCUCUUCAAGAUGGAGGAGGACCCCCUCGGGCAAAGCCUGCUCUUCAUUGGACAAAGGCCCACUGACGGCUCCAGUCCCGACACCCCGGAGAAGAGGCCCACAUCCUACCAAGCACCCCUGGUGCUCUGUGACAGGGUGGCCUGGGGCUGCUCCAGGCCUCCGCAGCACAGGCCUCUGCUGCAGACGCCCGUCAGCGGUGGGGGGCUGGGCCCCCCAGCGGCCCCUCUCCCCUUCCUGCUCCUGGUUCUCAGGCUGGCCUUCCUCCAGUGGCUAUGA
This is a messenger RNA of Lipotes vexillifer (Yangtze River dolphin), 2709 nucleotides long. RefSeq names its product APC down-regulated 1 like (gene APCDD1L). Gene Ontology annotation, cellular component: plasma membrane. The record is from RefSeq and is a predicted model, not a curated record. The transcript is spliced from 13 exons. Gene Ontology annotation, biological process: negative regulation of Wnt signaling pathway. NCBI's taxonomy places the organism in Eukaryota, Metazoa, Chordata, Mammalia, Artiodactyla, Lipotidae. The coding region runs from base 1 to 2709 and encodes 902 amino acids. Gene Ontology annotation, molecular function: Wnt-protein binding.